AUGACACUGAAUAUCAGAAUUGACCCCGACUCGGAAUCCUCUAUCUCAGAUGAAGAAGACUCUUCUGGAGUGCAGGUUUCUCCUCCUUCUGAGUCUGAGAGUCAUGGGUACCAGGAUUCGUACGACGAAUGGGCGCAUCUAUCAUAUCCGGAUGAAUUGAAACCAUCGGAUUCCGCUUCUCGACCCAGAACAUCACGCCGGCUACGCGCACAUAGUUCAAUUCAUGGCCCUUCGUCUGCCGUUCGCCGCCACUCUACAAGGCAUCACAUGGCAUCGGAAAGGGACUCAUUUAGGCGUUCUCGUCGAAAUCCUUCGCCGGACUCCCCAGAGAGCGCAGACUCGGCUGAGGAAUAUGGUGUUCCAUAUGGGCGUAUGCCUCAAGAACGGAGAUUUUGGUCAGCUGUGCCUCAGGGCACACGGUACAAUCAUCAUUCCUCUCCGCGACAAUCAUAUGUCUAUCCUAAUGGGAACUCUAUACCGCAUGCUGCGUUUAUGCACCCCAAUGGCGUUGCGACUACAUCGGACCAGCUGAUAAGACUAGGCCAUCAAGGCCAGCAAAUACCGUAUGGUCAAUCGAUGUACGGGUACAACUCCCAAUCACCUGGUCCUCUGCCCCCUUUUCUAGCCCAUGAACGUCACCCAGGACAUCAAUCACACCCUAUCACAGCCGCUUCUCAUGGACGGAACGAAGGGCACAACCCGCCCCCACAUUCAAUAUCACACCACAUGCCAGGACAUGGUCCGCCUCCCUAUGGGCCCCAUGAUAUGAUGAUACCAUAUGGCCCAGGGACCUAUUAUCCUUUCCAGGAUCCUUACCAUGUGGUUCCUGGGAUGAUUCCGCCCUAUUACCAUCCAUAUCAUCGCGCGCCAUCUCCUAGUCAAGUCGAUCCACCCGAAUCCCCUGUCCCGGCACCUGCCGAUACAGAGAAGGAUGAAGCUAUUGCGAGACUCGAAAAACUGAUAUUGGAGGAAAGGACGGAGCGCGAAGCUCGGGAAGCCAGAGAGGCUGCCAAACAGGCUGCGACCGAACUGGAAGCCGCCCAGCAAGCCGCAAGAGAGGCACGUGCCGCGCACGAGAAGAAAAUAGCGGAGGACGCUGCCUCACAAGCAAGGGCGGAGGCCGAGCAGAAAGCUGCGGAGGAAGCCGCCAAAGCCAAGAAAGAAGCAGAAAAUGCGGCGGCUGCUGCUGUAGAAGCUGCUGCUGCUGCUGCGACAGAGGCAGCGAAUGCGGCAGCUGCAGAAGCUCUCGCAGCUGCAACAGCAGCCGCAGCGAAUCCGCCACCUCCGGAGAAAAAGAAGCCUAUAAAGUUCAAGGAUGCAGUCGGGAGGAAGUUCAGUUUUCCGUUUGACUUGUGCUGUACCUGGAAGGGCAUGGAAGAGCUUAUACGACAGGCAUUCCUUCAUAUCGAGGUGAUAGGUCCUCAUGUCGCUGAAGGACACUAUGAUCUGGUUGGCCCUAAUGGCGACAUAAUUCUGCCUCAAGUUUGGGAGACUGUUAUUGAACCAGACUGGACCAUAACUAUGCAUAUGUGGCCCAUACCAGAGAAACCCCAAGCCGCUGAGCCUGCCCCACCAGCAGAUGCAGUCGAAGAACCCUCGCCUCCACCCGAACCUACAGCAGCUCCAGAUGAGUCUGCAGUCCCUGUCGACGAGGAUUCCAAGAAAAAACUUGAUCAAGCAGGUCCUAAAAAGCCACGGGCGAAGGCUCCGGACCCUGGUGCUUUUGCAAUGUGGAUGGUGGGAGGCAACCGCCUAAGGUUAAACAAGGCUUUAAAAAUGGGAAAAAAGCCUAAGGCAGUCCAGCACGGUAUCUCCUGCCGUGUUAUGUAA
Molecule: messenger RNA, 1830 nt
Organism: Aspergillus aculeatus ATCC 16872
Lineage: Eukaryota; Fungi; Ascomycota; Eurotiomycetes; Eurotiales; Aspergillaceae
Exons: 4
Coding region: 1-1830 (609 amino acids)
Source: RefSeq, a predicted model, not a curated record